UUUAGGAACUCAUGUGAGCUGCUGAGGAGGAAGUGACAGUUAAGUGUCUGAUUUAACAAGCUGCUGCAUCUUUAGAUUUCUCUGUACUCUAGAAGCAAAUAUGUUUGCUGAAGUUGUCUGACCUUCAGUUUUGUCUCUUUUUAUUCGUUUUUGGUUAAAGUAGGAUCCCCCUAUCCAUGUUUUAUUCUCUGUAGAGGUUUUUAAAGUAGUUAAAGUGUUUGUAAGGUCCGGACUGAGAGGAUUAGCUCGUGUUUGUAGUCAUGAAAGAGGAGAUUGCUGCUGCUGUGUUCUUCAUCGCUCGGCUGGUGAAGAGGUACGGCUGUCUGGAUAACGACAGCAGGGACCGCUUUGCUGCAGCUCUCACCUCAGUUCUGUUUGAGAACUACAAGAACCACUGGUACCCAAACACACCAGCCAAGGGACAGGCCUACAGGUGUCUGCGUAUGAACCGGGCUCAGCUGAAGGACCUGGUUCUCCAGGAGGCCUGCAGGCAGAGCACCGUAUGCUACGAGGACCUGGGCCUCCCUCUGGAGAUGACGGUGUGGGUCGACCCUGGAGAGGUGUCCUGCAGAUAUGGUGAACACAGCACUCCCUUCUGCGUCUCAGCGGUUAGCAGCUGCCGGCGUGGGGAUGGCGAGUUUUCCCGCCGUAUUCACGAUGCCGUGGAGCGGGCCAGCCAUGACGUCCAAUCGGGAAGCUCUUCUGAUGAGGAGGACGGGGUUGGAGACAACAGCAUGAGUAGCAGCAGCAGUCUAUCAACUCUUUGCUCAGCUUCAGCCCCGCCCACAAACAACGAACCAAAAACCAUCCCAACGGUCAGCAACCCCAACAGCGUCUACCGGUUCAGCGAGUUUUCUCCUGGCGCUCCUCAGAACUGGCUCAGGGAGAAGCGAAAGGUCUUCACCAGCGAAGGUUUCCCUCCUCACACUCCUCCAGCUGGAGGUCCAAACUCCCAGUUCUCCAACCAGAAAGGCUUCAAGUCCUACCGGGCUACGUUCACCUUCACGGGGCCUCGUGUCGACAAGUACCACUGGGUCAGCAAGAGUCGAUCCUGAGCAGGACGAUCCGGAGAACCAGGAUCAGAUUUACCGCUUGGGAUGGGAACGAGGAUGGCGGCCACAAGGCAGCGAAGAGCGAAGUCAAAAAAAUGUCAGGACAAUGAAUGUAUCUUUAAGAGUUUAUGGUUUAAAGUAAUGCUGUUUCAGCAUGUUUUUAUACAUGUAUACUAAUCGACUAUUUUUAAAUAUUCUCUUUAUUAAUGUUUUUUAAAACUAAAAUUAAAGUGAGUGUGAAUAAAGAGCCAUUUAACUGACUUUACAAGGAAAUAAAUGUGUCCGUGUCAGCUCUG
Cheilinus undulatus (humphead wrasse) is the source of this 1348-nucleotide messenger RNA. It is a transcript of the gene btg4, whose product is annotated as B-cell translocation gene 4. NCBI's taxonomy places the organism in Eukaryota, Metazoa, Chordata, Actinopteri, Labriformes, Labridae. Gene Ontology annotation, cellular component: cytoplasm; nucleus. The transcript is spliced from 4 exons. The record is from RefSeq and is a predicted model, not a curated record. Gene Ontology annotation, biological process: negative regulation of cell population proliferation; negative regulation of mitotic cell cycle. Bases 261 to 1055 code for a protein of 264 amino acids.